This is a messenger RNA of Alternaria arborescens, 2076 nucleotides long. RefSeq lists its product as hypothetical. Lineage: Eukaryota; Fungi; Ascomycota; Dothideomycetes; Pleosporales; Pleosporaceae. Bases 1 to 2076 code for a protein of 691 amino acids. The record is from RefSeq and is a predicted model, not a curated record. The transcript is spliced from 2 exons.
AUGGCAGCUCCUGCUCACUCGCAAGGUGACAACAAUCCGGACGCCAUAUCCACACCCUCCGCCGUACUGACGCAUGAAUCAGAGCUGCAAAUCCCACUCGCUACCGAGCCCAAGGAAUCUGAGGGUAAAUCUAGGAAGGCGGACAUAAGGAACUUCUCAAGUCGACGAAGACAUUCAGAGAGUACAGUGAGUUUUCCAGGCUCCGUCCAACCCACGCUCAACCCACGUGGCAACUUCACUCCAUCUACCAAUGAUGCGAAUCCAAACACGAACCCUUGGGCCAACUUCGACGGACAUCACGCUCAUCCAGCUCAACGCUCAUCGCCUACAAUUGCGGGUCGAGAUGCGAGUUCGUGGUGGAAGAUUGGGGGAACUCCAUCCUAUGGCAGUAUAACAUCCGACACUCGUGUGGCUAGUUCCAGAUCUGUGGACGGCAAUGCUUCCAGCCAAAAAUCUGCAGUACCCACUGCAUCACCAACGGUCGGUCUCGCGCUACCAGCAGCUGUAUCUAGCAAUCCGUACGAAUGCCACGACAACGUGUCGUCUGGCCGCUCGAUUCGCAUAGAGCGGAGAGCGAUGUCAGAGAACGAUCUCACCGUGAACGAAGAAUGGAGACUUCCUAUACGGGAUAGAUACUGGCAUUCCAGUGCGGUCACUUUGCGAACACCCAUAUCUUUCUGGAUAUCGGCGAAGUGGUGGACAUCUACUAUCAAAGCGCAAGUCAAAGUCAAUGCGACAAACAGACUUGCAACCGAAGCACCCGCCAACGCCGCAGCCAGAGCCAGAGCCACAACGGCCUAUGGUGCUGGUGGCCCUCCUACCCUAUUGAAGUGGCCGCCACCAGAGAAGGCAUGCACAGAAAGGUUCAAGCGCGGAUUUUCAAAGUAUCGCAUUCGAAAGAACCAUAUCGAUGCACCACCGGGACAAGACUCAAAGUGCCUGGGCGCCGCUUUUGAAACUUGGAUUUCUUCCUCGAGCAAUGAUGAUAUUUGGGUUCAGGCAUACAGUGCUUGGGACGCUUUGCAGGGAGAUAUUCAGCAACCUAUACUGCCACCGUCAGCACCGAAUAAUGGCAACCGACAGCCCUUAGGUUCAGGGAAAGGAGCUGAGCAACCUGUACCGCUAUGGCGACAGCUACUUUGUCUUCGAGGUGGUGCUGGGACACCUGAACCACUGGACGAUGAACCUCUCGAAGAGGACGAACCAGCAAACGGGCCUGGAGGCAGCCAUAUUCGCGGCCAUGAAGACGACCAUCUAGCGGAAGAUAUACUCAACGAGCCCGACAAUGGCUCCAGGAUCGAUGACCAAGGCGAACGUAUACCCAACGAAUCUGGAAACAGCUCUAAGAACGGCUUCAUACUUCCCGACAUAAACGAUCCUUCCUGGAUCCCCGCAAAUGAUUAUGGAACCUACGUGUACGUACCGGGCUCCCCUAAGUCGCACUACUCAGCAUUAUCCGGGGAUUCGAGCGACCUGUCAGAUGCUGCCUCUUUGCAUUUCCAUGAACAAAAUGCAAAGGCAGAAGAAGAAAGAGGCACGGCUACAAGACUAGAUGGAGUGUCAGCAGCAUUAGGGCGGUUACCCACUGAGAGCAGAAUCUUCACGCCAGGCGACGGCAGAGACGGCGGCAGUGAUUACUCCUCUACCAGGGCUACCAGGAGGAGAUUUUCGUUCGAGAGUCGACCGUCGUCUGGAUCACGCAGUAAAUGUACGAGCUCAAACCUGGAUGGUUCCAUAGACUGGCUACCACAGUCUUCUGCACCACGCGACAGGCGCACAGACUCAGACGUAGAUGAGGCCGUAGAUGCCAUGGGUGAAGACGAACCCCUCAUUAAUCCACAUCCAGCCCCUGAACCUGCCACAAACGACAUUUCAGCCAGAGUUCCAUCCCUUGAACACGCCCACAAUCAUAAUGCGAAUGUUCACCCCACCGUGCCUUUUGCAGGAGUGCGCAGACGCGAUCUGCUUCGUCACGCUCUCAGACAGGAUCAGUUGUGGGAACAUGUUCUCCGGGCUUUGAGGAAUAUGCUUGUGAUGGGUUCAGAAGAGAAGAAACGCUUACGCAAGAAGAAGUGA